Molecule: messenger RNA, 1723 nt
Organism: Homalodisca vitripennis (glassy-winged sharpshooter)
Lineage: Eukaryota; Metazoa; Arthropoda; Insecta; Hemiptera; Cicadellidae
Exons: 1
Coding region: 253-1719 (488 amino acids)
Biological process (GO): GPI anchor biosynthetic process; protein localization to plasma membrane
Cellular component (GO): endoplasmic reticulum; membrane
Molecular function (GO): glucosaminyl-phosphatidylinositol O-acyltransferase activity
Source: RefSeq, a predicted model, not a curated record
AACAGUUCUCAGCUGGUUGAUAUUUAUAGUUAACCUCAUAAUUAAAUACAAUAAAUCCAUUAAGUGUCCAGAAUAUGGUGACACAUCUUUUAUAAAUUGUAAUUAUUUUUAUAUCAAUGUCAAAAUCUAGAAAGGCCAAAAGUAACUCUAAUUGUUUAAAAAAAUGAAGUUAUUGUAAUUCAAGACAGAGACUUUAAGUGUUCGCAAUGGAAUUUUGGUUAUUUUGAAACGAAUUCUGAAAUUAAUAGUGCAAUGGAUAUUGAAACGAUUGUGGGAAUCGAUUCUAAGAAGGAACUGCACGAAGAGUUUGUUCGGAAUAUGAACGGAACGACAAUAUCUGAAGUGUACGUAUUGACUUUACCGUUUCAUGUGUACACUAUAGUAGUAGCUCUCGCCGGAGUCCUGUUCGGCAGAUUUCACCUCAUAUGCGACAGUUCGGACGACCCUCCGUGCAAAUGUCACAGAGUCCCGGCCAACAAACUAAACAUCUUCGUCAAGGAAAUGCUCUGUUUGGCAUUGCCACUGUUGUUAACGUCUACAAUACUGUCAGAGAGACCGGUGUCUACUCCUCUUGUACUGGUUCUGGCAGUUAUUGUCGCUUCCGUCGUCGGGAACAUUAUGAGAGUCAACACGGUAUCGUGCGUUUUCCACUGGCAGUACGACGACUAUCCGAGACUGGUCUUAAACCCGUACCGUCGUUCUUUUGUGACUUGUUGCCGUUCCAUGUGCAGCAUCUGUGCAAUGAUCACGAUGCUGGCAGUGGACUUCCACGUAUUUCCGAGAAAAUUCGCAAAAACAGCCACUUACGGUUACUCGUUCAUGGACGCCGGCGUGGGUUUGUUUGUGCUGUCAAAUGCUGUCGUCGAAAGCGCCGAUGGUAUACGAUCAGGACUCAAAAGGACUUUUCAAACCUCCUCGGCGUUGUUUUCGUUUGGGGUCAUCAGGUAUUACGCCAUCGAACAGUUCAACUACCAGAAUCCUGUCGGAGAAUACGGAGUCCACUGGAAUUUCUUCUUUACUCUUGCAGUCGUCAAAAUAUUCUGUUACUGCAUUUUAAGAUUUGGGAAUUUCUCGGAUAAUAUCUUUAUAUACAUUGUUGAGAUUUCUCUGAUGCAGUUGGUGUUUUGGGGUGUUGACCUCGAGAGUUACGUCCUGAGUGAUUCGCCUAGGACAGACUGGGUCGACGCGAACCGUGAAGGACUCUUCUCCCUGAUGGGAUUCACCAGCCUCUACCUCUUCGGAGUGUAUUUGAACAAGAUACUGAUGAAGACCUCGGGAUCGAUCACAAGCGACUGUAGAAUGUUGGGUGAGCUGUUGUUCUACAGCGCCGUUACAUUAGUAGUGACUUUGAAUAUUCAUGAAGUGAUGCCUGCCUCCCGUAGAGCGGCCAAUCUUACUUAUGUCACGUGGAUUAUGUCACUCGCUAUGUUACAGUUUACUGCCGCCCUCGCAGUUGAGAUCUUUCUUGUCGGGCUGCUGUUUGGAAACAAACGGAACAAAUACUGUCUGACGACACCUUUCAUAUACGAAAGCAUCAACUACAACAGAAUGACUUUCUUCCUACUUUCAAACCUUCUCACCGGAUUGAUCAACAUUAUGUUUGACACUUUGGAAAUGAACGCUUUCGAGAGUCUUGUGGUGCUAAUCGCUUACGUCAUAGUGAAUUGUGGAGUACUAUUCUAUUUUUAUGUCAAAAGAAUUAAAUUAAAGUUCUAUUAAAGUA